AUGAAUGAAGAGUCGCCAUUAAUUGAGUCGGCUAUUGAUGUCCCCCGGCUCCCAGAUAUUGUUUUCGUCAACGUUGGCGGCCGAAAAGCGCGUCUUAACUCUGAAAUCAUCACACGACGCCUUGCCACGUCACGUCUCGCUGUAUUCUGUGAGAAGAGUCAUGUGGAGAGGCUCACGGAUUGUGAUGCGUAUUUUGAGACGACGUCCGAAUACUAUUUCGAGCGGAGUCCCAUCAUUUUCGAGUAUGUCAUUGAUUUCUAUGUGACUGGGAAGUUGCACAGGCCAAUGGAUAUUUGCCCGAUUCGGUUGAGAUAUGAGUUGGAUUAUUGGCGGAUUCCGACACCGUUCAUGUCGCCGUGUUGUAUACUGGAAGAGAAUAAUAAUAUUGCAGGGAAGAUGUCGACGGAGAAGGCAUUCGUCGACUCAUCACUACCGUCCUCUUGUUUCGACAAAGUGGUAUUUGGCCCUCAGCGACUGAAGCUCUACAGACUUAUGGAGAACCCAAGAUCUUCGUCCGGCGCAAAAAUAUUCUCGGUUGGCUCCGCACUUUUUGUGCUUCUCUCCCUGCUUGGACUCAUUUUAAGCUCGAUGCCAGAACUGCAAGACGAGAAUAAAGAACCACAUUAUUUACUGCAUUGGUUGGAGUUGUUAUGCAUGGUAUACUUCACGUUCGAAUACUUGGCACGUCUUCUUGUGAAUCCGAAAAAGGCGGAAUUCAUCAGAAGUCCGCUGAACGUCAUCGACUUGUUGACGGUGUUACCGUUUAUGAUUGAGGCGUUUAAUGAGUUGCAGUGGAUGAAAGAGUUUAGAGGUGCCAUGCUGGUUGUCCGUGUGAUGCGACUCGCCCGUGUCGCCCGUAUUUUCAAACUGGCUCGCUACAGUACUGGUCUACGUGCUUUCGGUGAAACUAUGAAGAAAAGUGCGGCGGAAUUGAGCAUGCUCGGCAUGUUUUUGGUGACAGGAAUCAUGCUCUUCUCGACAGCUAUCUAUUUCUUCGAACGGGAUGAGCCGAAUUCGAAAUUCUACAGUAUACCGGCUGCGUGUUGGUGGUGCGUCAUCACAAUGACAACAGUCGGCUACGGUGAUCUGGUGCCGAUCACAGCCGGCGGAAAAGUGGUCGCCGCGUUGGCAUCCGUCUGCGGAAUUAUUGUUCUCGCCUUCCCGAUCUCCAUGAUUAUCGACAAAUUCGCCGAGUCGACAGGCGGUUGGAGUGGAGGAGAAGGGGAUGAGGAACAUGGUGGACAUCAUCAUCUUCCAAGGACAGUCCAUCCGUUGAAUGGAGCAGGAGGAGGAGCUGUUGGCGGUGGGGGACAACCGGUGAAAAAGAAGAGCAAACGAUAUGUUGGAUUUUAA
This is a messenger RNA of Caenorhabditis remanei, 1353 nucleotides long. RefSeq lists its product as uncharacterized. The record is from RefSeq and is a predicted model, not a curated record. Gene Ontology annotation, molecular function: delayed rectifier potassium channel activity. Bases 1 to 1353 code for a protein of 450 amino acids. The transcript has 6 exons. NCBI's taxonomy places the organism in Eukaryota, Metazoa, Nematoda, Chromadorea, Rhabditida, Rhabditidae. Gene Ontology annotation, cellular component: membrane; voltage-gated potassium channel complex. Gene Ontology annotation, biological process: protein homooligomerization; potassium ion transmembrane transport.